AUGAAUAUUUCUUACACAUCCACCCUAUCGGUGUCCAAUUUAGUGGAAUAUUCUCCAGUUUGGAGCUUCGAAAGUGGGGCCUCAAGAUCACACACUCAGCUAUCUACUAUGAGGGGCAAUAUACGGUUCGACAAACCGGAGGUUGAGAAGAAUCGAAUACUCGAUUCGUUGCUAAAGGAAGAUCGAAUACUCGAAAUUGUCGAUGAUAGUAUUGUGGGAGAUAAUUAUAAACAGAUAAUGGAAGUUGCUAAGCUUGCAAAAGAGUGCUUAAAUGUGAAAGGUGAAGAUAGGCCUAGUAUGAAAGAGGUGGCUAUGGAGUUGGAAGGUUUGAGGCUCGGCGGAAAACGACACUACUCGUGGGCCCGGAACGGGGAAGAAGGAGAAGAGACGGAAUCUUUGAUUCGUGAUCGAUUGAAUGAAUUUGUUGUUAAAUAA
Molecule: messenger RNA, 435 nt
Organism: Erythranthe guttata (spotted monkey flower)
Lineage: Eukaryota; Viridiplantae; Streptophyta; Magnoliopsida; Lamiales; Phrymaceae
Source: RefSeq, a predicted model, not a curated record